AUGACCGCCGGAAAUGGCGAACAACCUUUUCCACAGAUAUCUCGAAAAGUCAAGGCAUGUGCCGCGUGCCGAAAACAUAAGAUCAAAUGUAUCAUGGAUGAAAGUGGUCCGCCAUGUCGUCGGUGCGUCGAGCGUAACUUAGGAUGCGUCUUGGGGAAAAACUUGCAAAGUAUCAUUGACGAGAAAACUCAAUGCAACCAGGCUAUCCUCCAAGACCUUGAGAAUCUUCAUAACACUCUCAAAGAAGUCACGAGAAAGAUUGAUCUGCCGGAACCCGUCUCACUUCAAUCUACAGCACUGCAAAAGUCCUUGGAGUCUCCACCACGAUCGAGCCGCUUUGGUCGGGGCGUAAGCGACAACGGAUACAGUAUAGGAGCUUCUGGACAGGAUAAUUAUGGUCCAUCUUGCGACAACUCGCCAAAGGUCUCACCCGAGGAUGGAAACCUUCCUCACGUGCCGAUUCAUUCGCUUUACGCCCUCACGAAGCUAAGAGCUUUGAGGUCACCGGACGCGCCAGAUGGGCAUUCGAGCCCUAGUCAGGAUGAUUUCAUAGCAAGGGGUGCCUUGCGACUAGAGGACGCCGAGCGCCUGUUUCGUCUCUACCGAGAUCGGCUCGAUUCCUUCAUAUAUGGUGUUGGAUGCAAAUAUCAACAGUUGGAUGAGCUGAGGCGCAAAAGCCCUAUUCUGACGGCAGCAACAUUGACCGUCGCUGCGCUUCACGACCCCAGUGCGAACAGCUUGUACGGUAUUUGCAGCACAGAGUUCCGCAGGCUCACCGAAAGAUCAAUGUUCGAUCGAAGGGUAAAUCGCGACUAUCUUCGUGCCAUGUGCGUCGCGUCAUAUUGGCUCAGUGACAUGAGCUGGAUGCUUUCCGGAUAUGCGAUAAGAAGAGCGGCCGAAUGUAACUUACACAACAGCUAUAUCCGGACCAUUGAGGAGAAGAGUGAAGAGGCAGCUGAUGAUGCGCGGUUGUGGUAUAUCUUGAACAUAUGCGAUCAACAUCUCGCCACAUUGUACGGGCGACCUGCAAUAGUACAGGAGGACUCUUCGAUGCAGCAGUGGGAAAGCUUUCUAGAGUCGCCCGUAUCAACUGAAGAGGACAAGCGUUUGACAAGUCAGGUGGCGCUCCUCGGUAUCAUUGGUAGCAUCAGAGAACUGUUUGGGCCGGACAAGGGCCGGCCGACGCCGAGGGCCUAUGUUCACCAAAUUGCUCACUUCAACAAGCAACUUGACCAGUGGAUCAAACAUUGGUCAGAUGCAUUGCCAGAACAGCACCAGCAUAUUGGCCGCUUCCCCCGGAAAGGUGCUUUGUUACACUUCCACUUCGCCAAGCUUCACCUCUACUCCCAUGUCUUUCGAGGCCUCUCGGGGGAGAAUCCGAUACCUCAUCACUUUCUCGACUGCGCUGCCACAGCCAUCUCCGUCGCAACCGCUACUAUUGAUUUCAUCCUUACAGAUCCGGAUGUUGCAGCUGGUGUCGUAGGCAUGCCAUCCUAUCUGCACUGCAUGACCGCUUUUGCGUGUAUGUUUCUCAUCAAAGUAGCGGUCAAGUACGGAGGAGACGUUAUCGAACCGGACAAUGUCUGGAAUCUGACAACAAGCCUCGUGCAGCACUUCCGGUCUCUGCCAGCAGGUCGUUGGCACCUGGCCAACCUUAUGGCUCCAGGUCUCGAGCGAAUGGCUGCGACGUUGAAAUCAGGUCAAUCUAACGAAUCGAAUCAAAAUUUACGACCGCAAGCUACGGAUUGUGCAACGCAUCCCAAUACUGACACUCUGAUCAAUUCUGGGCUCGCUGGACCGAUCAUUGACGAAGGUUUAAUAGGUCCAGAAGAGGAAUUCUUUUUUGAUUACGAUAUGAGCUUUGGGGCCUGA
This is a messenger RNA of Colletotrichum navitas, 1872 nucleotides long. RefSeq lists its product as uncharacterized. Gene Ontology annotation, cellular component: nucleus. The transcript is spliced from 4 exons. Gene Ontology annotation, biological process: regulation of DNA-templated transcription; DNA-templated transcription. Lineage: Eukaryota; Fungi; Ascomycota; Sordariomycetes; Glomerellales; Glomerellaceae. The record is from RefSeq and is a predicted model, not a curated record. The coding region runs from base 1 to 1872 and encodes 623 amino acids. Gene Ontology annotation, molecular function: DNA-binding transcription factor activity, RNA polymerase II-specific; transcription cis-regulatory region binding; zinc ion binding.